AUGGAAAAGAUUCAACUUCAACGUCCCAAAUUGGAGAAGCUUCAAGCACAAACUCAAGAAGCCAAGAAGCAGCCACCAGUUUGGGACUGUGGCAGCUCACUCUAUGACUCUUUUGAGCUAAACUCCUUGAGGCUUCAACUUGAAUCAGCUCUCGUUUCAAGAAGUUUAUCAAUGUCCUGUUUACCCGAUCAUAGAGCUCCUCCACCGCCACCACCACCACCACCGCUAGGCAAGAAAUCUUCUUCCUCUUCCAAGUUUUCUCGGUCUCUUCAGAAGCUCCUCAAAUCGGUGUUUAAGUUUAAGCAAAGUUCUACUGCUAUGUUAAAGAUCCGGCAACGUUCAGGUGAUGAUUACGGCGUUUAUUAUGAUAAGACUGGAGCUCUUACAACGAUCCCAGAAGCAGCAGAGGAUGAUUUUGGUGGGUUCUCGCCGGAGAUCAAUUCUUUGACAAAGAGAACAACUUCCGAGAGACUUACAGUUUCUUCUAAUAUUACUAUUUCUUGUCUUUAG
This is a messenger RNA of Mangifera indica (mango), 510 nucleotides long. RefSeq lists its product as uncharacterized. The transcript has a single exon. The record is from RefSeq and is a predicted model, not a curated record. The coding region runs from base 1 to 510 and encodes 169 amino acids. NCBI's taxonomy places the organism in Eukaryota, Viridiplantae, Streptophyta, Magnoliopsida, Sapindales, Anacardiaceae.